Molecule: messenger RNA, 1898 nt
Organism: Drosophila elegans
Lineage: Eukaryota; Metazoa; Arthropoda; Insecta; Diptera; Drosophilidae
Product: catalase
Exons: 3
Coding region: 145-1665 (506 amino acids)
Biological process (GO): hydrogen peroxide catabolic process; response to hydrogen peroxide
Cellular component (GO): cytoplasm; mitochondrion; peroxisome
Molecular function (GO): catalase activity; heme binding
Source: RefSeq, a predicted model, not a curated record
CUGCGCUGCAGUUGCUUUAGUUGACAGAAUUCUCGACUCGCUCAACAGCAAACUCAAAGGCGGCUGAAAACCAACUUUUGUUCAAGUCGAGCAUAUCAAAAUUCUGGUUAUCCCAUUGAGCAAAUAUCUAAAAUUUGAAGAAAAAUGGCUGAACGCGAUGCGGCAUCGAAUCAGUUGAUUGACUACAAAAACUGCCAAACGGUUUCACCGGGAGCGGUCACCACUGGACAUGGAGCACCCAUUGGCAUCAAGGAUGCCACACAGACGGUGGGUCCUCGUGGUCCUGUGCUGCUGCAGGAUGUGAACUUCCUGGACGAGAUGUCGCACUUCGACAGGGAGAGGAUUCCGGAGCGUGUGGUGCACGCCAAGGGAGCUGGUGCCUUCGGUUACUUCGAGGUGACCCACGACAUCUCGCAGUAUUGUGCCGCCAAGAUAUUCGACAAGGUGAAGAAGCGCACUCCAUUGGCCGUGCGAUUCUCCACCGUGGGUGGUGAGAGCGGAUCGGCUGAUACGGCCCGUGAUCCUCGAGGAUUCGCCAUCAAGUUCUACACGGACGACGGCGUCUGGGAUUUGGUUGGCAACAACACACCGAUCUUCUUCAUUCGCGACCCGAUCCUGUUCCCCAGCUUCAUUCACACGCAGAAGCGUAACCCGCAGACGCACCUGAAGGAUCCGGACAUGUUCUGGGACUUCCUCACCCUGCGUCCGGAGUCGGCUCACCAGGUGUGCUUCCUGUUCAGCGAUCGCGGCACUCCCGACGGCUAUUGCCACAUGAACGGCUAUGGUUCGCACACCUUCAAGUUGAUCAACGCCAAGGGCGACCCCAUCUACGCCAAGUUCCAUUUCAAGACGGACCAGGGCAUCAAGAAUCUGGACGUGAAGACCGCCGAUCAGUUGGCCAGCACCGAUCCGGAUUACAGCAUUCGUGAUCUGUACAACAGGAUCAAGACCUGCAAGUUCCCCAGCUGGACCAUGUACAUCCAGGUUAUGACCUUCGAGGAGGCCAAGAAGUUCAAGUACAAUCCGUUUGAUGUCACCAAGGUCUGGUCGCAGAAGGAGUUCCCUCUGAUUCCCGUCGGCAAGAUGGUCCUGGAUCGCAAUCCCAAAAACUACUUUGCUGAGGUGGAGCAGAUUGCCUUCAGCCCGGCUCAUAUGGUGCCCGGCAUUGAGCCCUCCCCGGACAAGAUGCUCCAGGGUCGUCUGUUCUCCUACUCGGACACCCAUCGCCAUCGUCUGGGACCCAACUACUUGCAGAUUCCGGUGAACUGCCCCUACAAGGUGAAGGUGGCGAACUACCAGCGGGAUGGACCCAUGAACGUCACUGACAACCAGGACGGUGCCCCGAACUAUUUCCCCAACUCGUUCAACGGACCCCAGGAAUGCCCAAGGGCCCGAGCUCUGUCUUCGUGCUGCCCGGUAACUGGAGAUGUCUACCGCUACAGCAGCGGAGAUACGGAGGACAACUUUGGCCAGGUCACCGACUUCUGGGUGCACACUCUGGACAAGUGCGCCAAGAAGCGUCUGGUGCAGAACAUCGCCGGUCAUCUGAGCAACGCCAGCCAGUUCCUGCAGGAACGAGCCGUCAAGAACUUCACCCUGGUGCAUGCCGAUUUCGGUCGCAUGUUGACCGAAGAACUUAACCUGGCCAAGUCCUCGAAGUUUUAAGCAGAGGCAAUCCCCCAAUCGCCUCAAAUUCGACUUGGUUUUUGGCCUUAAUUACGAUUAAUCCACAACGAUACCCACUCCGAACGCUUUUCGGCUCUUUGGUUGCGGGAUAAAAUUGAUUUAACCACAUACUGUGUCUUGUCUUGUUUUGAUAUUCAAAAUUGUCUUAGUUAUACACGAAAUACAAUUAUAUGCAAUGGAUAUAUAAUAAAUUCUUUAUUUUUUGAUAAAAA